This is a messenger RNA of Diabrotica virgifera virgifera (western corn rootworm), 5372 nucleotides long. RefSeq names its product zinc finger protein 345-like. Gene Ontology annotation, molecular function: DNA-binding transcription factor activity, RNA polymerase II-specific; RNA polymerase II cis-regulatory region sequence-specific DNA binding. The transcript has 2 exons. Lineage: Eukaryota; Metazoa; Arthropoda; Insecta; Coleoptera; Chrysomelidae. Bases 250 to 2226 code for a protein of 658 amino acids. The record is from RefSeq and is a predicted model, not a curated record. Gene Ontology annotation, biological process: regulation of transcription by RNA polymerase II.
UCUCAUUUUUCAGUUUCUUCAUGUAUUGAUUAUUUUUUUUAUAUAUUAUUAUUAUGUGUUUCAUGGCGUUGGAUUAACGAUUAAAAGCAAAAAAUUUUUUACUCACAAAUACAUAAAAGUUACGUCUACCCGUCUACCCUUGUUCGGAACUAGAACCUAAUGUAUAAUUGUGGUAAACUGGCAAUUGCCCUUUAGAGACCAGACUCAGAGCAUAGGUUUAAUACUUUGUUUUCCCGAAAUUUUAUAAUUAUGGAAGCUAAAGUCGAAGUUAAAGAGGAGUUGGAGGAAUAUGGCCAAAGAUACAUGCCCAGUCAGCAAUCCACAGAAGUAUAUGUCAAAGAAUUGAAGAAGGAUGAACGGGAUACAUAUUCACUUGAAAUGGGAAAUAUGAAUUAUUCAGAGGAGGAGCAUGGAAUGAAGAUUAUGAAAACACCUUUAUCCCUAAAAGAAGAGGAAUCUGUAAGUCAACACUCCGAGGACGUAACAGUAAAUGGAAAUACGGAAAUUCAGACUAUGCAAGGAUCUUACCUAAGUAAACCCAGCGAUUUUGAAACAGCCUUGAAAGUUGAUACUAGAAAAAGACCUCACAAAUGUGAAAUUUGUCUUAAGCAAUUUUCACUACGAAGUAUUUUAAAUAAACAUGUACUAGUACACACUGGAGAGAGACCUCAUAAAUGUGAAAUUUGUCUUAAACAGUUUACUCAGUUAGGUACUUUAUAUAGGCAUAGAAAAGUUCACACUGGGGAAAAAGCAGAAAGACCUUAUAAAUGUGAAAUAUGUUUUAACCAGUUUACUUAUAAAAGUUCUUUAAAUACCCAUAUGAGUGUUCACACUGGAGAAAGGCCGUAUAAAUGUGAGCUUUGUCCUAAGCAGUUUAGUCUAAAAACUAAUUUAAAUAACCAUAUGAGUGUUCAUACUGGCGAAAAGCCUUAUAAAUGUGAAAUUUGUUUUAAACAGUUUACUCAAAAGGGUACUGUAAAUACCCAUAUGAUAGUUCACACUGGAGAAAGGCCUUAUCAGUGUGAAAUUUGUCUUAAGCAGUGUUCUUUUAAAUCUGCUUUAACUAAACAUAUGACAGUUCAUACUGGAGAAAGACCGUAUACAUGUGAAGUUUGUCUUAAGCAGUUUAGUCGAAAAGCUCAUUUAAAUAAACAUAUGAGCAUUCAUACUGGUGAAAGACCUUAUCAAUGUGAAACUUGUCUUAAGCAGUUUACUACCAAAGAUCAGUUAAAUAUACACAUGAGAGUUCAUACUGGUGAUACACCUUAUAAAUGUGAAAUUUGUCUUAAGCAGUUUACAGUACAAAGUAGUUUAACUAAACAUCUUCUAAUUCACACUGGAGAAAGGCCUUAUCAAUGUGAAGUGUGUCCUAAGCAGUUUUCCUGCAAAUCUGGUUUACAUCAACAUAUAAGAAAAGUUCAUACUGAGGAAAGACCUUAUCAAUGUGAACUGUGCCCUAAGCAGUUUUUAUACGAAUCUAUUUUAAAUGAACAUAUGAAAGUUCAUACUGGGGAAAGACCUUAUCAAUGUGAAAUUUGUCUUAAGGAGUUUACUCAAAAAAGUUCUUUAAAUACACAUAUGACAGUUCAUGGAGUUCAUAGAGAAACACCUUAUAAAUGUGAAAUAUGUCUUAAGCAGUUUUUGUACCAAUCUGCUUUAAAUGAACAUUUAAAAGUUCAUACUGGAGAAAGGCCUCAUGAAUGUGAAGUUUGUCAUAAGAAGUUUACUCAAAAAUAUCAUUUAAAUGAUCAUAUGAGAGUUCAUAGUGGUGAAAAACCUUAUCAAUGUGAAAUUUGUUUUAAACAGUUUAGUGUUAAAGAUUAUUUAAAAAAACAUGUGUACAACGUUCAUACUGCAGAAAGACCUUAUGAAUGUGACAUUUGUCAUAAACAGUUUAAUCAACCAUAUCUAUUAAAUAAACAUACUGUGAGAUUUCACAGUGGAGAAAAAACGCUUACAAAUGUUGACUUUUGUGAAUGUGAAAUUUGUUUUAAACGCUUUUCUUACAAAUCUGGUUUAAACGAGCAUAUGAGAGUUCACACUGGAGAAAGGCCUUAUAAAUGUGAAGUUUGUGACAAGCAGUUUGCACAGAAAAGUACUUUAAACAUUCAUAUGAGAGUUCAUACUGGUGAAAAGCCAUAUAAAUGUGAAAUGUGCCCAAAGGAGUUUACUGAAAAAAGAGGUUUAAAUAAACACGAAAGUACACACUGGACAAAUUUGUCUUAAGGAGUUUUCUCAAAAAGUAUUUUACAGUACAGACUCUGAUGAAGAACAAUGUUGCCUGUUCUACACCUUACAGUGGUUCCAAAUCUUGAAAACGUGAUCAUGAGGUAAAAGAAAAAGUCCCUAUCUAGGAAUUUUGAUGUUUACAGUUGUUGUCUCAUACUAUCGUAGAGUCGUAAUACGCAGGUAUAAGGAUCAGACAGGAUGUAUUCUUAUUCAUACCUCAGCGACAAGUGAGCCACGUACGACAUUAUUUUGGCCGGCAGUGAAAGUGAAAAAGAACGCAUUUAUUGGAAACGGUUAAAACGUUUUGUAGUUUAUCAAUUUUAUCACUGUAAAGCAGAUUCUUCUUUUGCAAGCAUGUAUUAAUGUAAGAUAUAAGUUGACUUAAGAUUUGAUAAUAAUCAGUGCAUAAAAUUUGUUAGUGAAUAAACAGUAAAAAUAUACUUGAAAUAAUCAAAAUUUUGUAAAAAUGCAUUCAAAACGUACACAAUUCUGCAUAAUUCUGCGAUUAACGUUUAUUAAUCUCAAAAUGUAUACUACGAGCAUACAGAAUCACAUUAGUUUAGCUGCCUUAACUGCCUAUGCAUUGCUGGUAGUUCUUUGAAUACAAAAGUGUGAAAUGACGCACAUUAGAUGAUUCGGGCGAUUGUUGAGUAUGUAAUGGCUGUUGAGCAUAACUUCUGACUAUUGUACUUGUACUUAAAAAAUAAGUUGUAUUGUAAUCAAGAAUUUCAAAAGUCCCUUAUGAUAUAAAAUUACAAAAAAUUAUUUCAAAUAAACUUUUCGAAUUUCUUUCCGCCAUAUUGUUAGCCAUAUCCUCCAUUCUGUUUUGUUUUUCAAAAAAAUAAUGUCAGAUUUGUUAUCAGCAACUUUAGAUAACCUAAUUUGGAAAAAAUAUUUGUUUUUGAUUGAUAUUUUCGAAUUUCUUUCCGCCAUAUUGUAUUCAAUUCAAUAUGCAUUAUUGUAUAUUUAAAGGUAAUUUAAGUAUCCAUACUGGAGAAAUACUAUUUCAUACUGGAGAAAUAAUGUAUACAUGUGAAGUUUGUCUUAAGCAGUUCACUCGAAAAGCUCAUUUAAAUAAACAUAUGAGCAAUCAUACUGGAGAAACCACUUAGAAAUGUGAAACUUGUCUUAGGCAGUUUACUACCAAAGAUCAGUUAAAUAUACACACGAGAGUUCAUGCUGGUGAUAUAAAUACGCUAACAGAUACAUUCAUUGAAACCAGGAAUUAUACAGAUUUACACAACAGUAAAAUAUUACCAAUUUAUAAAUUUCCGUAUAAAACUUUGAUAAAAAAACCAAGAAUCAUAAUUCCUAAAUAUACAGAAUCAAAUCAUUUAAAUAAUGUUUUAGUAAAAUCUAUACUGAGCGACUUUGUGGAUUAUACAGUAAUUUACACAGAUGGUUCUAAAAAUCAAACAGGAGUAGGAUGUUCUAUGUAUGUGCAAAAUACCCAUCAACAUAAUAAUUAUAAAUUAUCUAGUAUUAGUAGUAUUUUUACAGCUGAGAUUAUAGCCAUCGAAAAAGCUCUAGAAUGGAUAAAAGAGAUUAAUAUUGAAAAAGCUGUGAUAAUAACAGACUCCAGAUCUGCAAUAUAUGCAAUUGAAAAUACUGAUUUUAGUUCAUACAAAUCAAAAAUUUUAUGUAAUAUAAAAAAUAAUUUGUCUAAAGUGGAAGUAGUAUUUAUAUGGGCAAAAGGGCAUGCCGGUAUACUGGGUAAUGAGAAAGUGGAUGAGUUGGCCAAAGAUGCAAUAAAAAAUGGUGAGAUCCUAACUCAGAUCUUAUCGACAGAUGCAAUAAAUGACGUCAAAGAUAGAAUAAAUAAAAUAUGGAAAAAACAAUGGAAAAAUAUUUGAAGCAUAUCAAAAAACUUAUAUCUUUCUUUACAUCAAGAACUUCCUCCGCCACCUGAAUACAUAUUUAAGUAUAACCUGCCAAAGCAAGAUAUUUCUACUAUCUAACUACUAACUUAAUGAUUUAAAUCAAUAGUUGCAAGGGAAGAGUACAAAUGUAUUGAUUUUGGCUAACAAAAUAAAAGCUUUUUGUAGGAAAAUAAGUUUGUGGAUAGACGAAAUCAGUGCUGAAAACUACGAGGUGUUUGCAUGUUUGGAGAAAUUUUCUGAAGAAAACAAUAUAAAGCUCGAAGAAGUUAAAACCAAAAUCAUCAUGCAUCUUACAAGCCUUAACGACGUUCUACACCUUCGUUGCGGGGUAUGCCUCUCAGAGGAAAGGAGGGGAAACUUAUAUGCAAGCAAAAGUUGGUAACAAUGCAUUUAUAGCAGAAUACUCAAAUCAUAUGUUUCAGUAUUGAAUACUUUAUAAAAAUAAAUUAUAAUAAAUUACGGAAAUUACGGAAUUAAUUAUAAUAAAUAAAUAAAAAAUAAAUGGGACGGUAAACAAUCCUCAUUUUUUAAUAUGUUUAUUCCUUACCAAAAAACCUUUAAUUUAAGCACAAAUAAUUAAAAAUCGUAAAUUUGGGUCAAAAGUUAUUAACUUUUUAAGAAUUCCCAUAAGAGCCCAUGUUAAAACUUAACUUUGACCCUUAAUAUUAAUUAAACGGCACGGUAAAACAAUUUUUAAAAAAUCAAGUCUUAGUUUUUUGAAGUAAACUAUAACAUACUAAAAUUUCAUGCAAAUCCUUAAUUCUUUGCCGAAAGUGUAGAACGUCGUUAAGCAAGACUUGGUAAUACGAUUCCCAGAUACGUCACACGGCGACCAAUGGAUAAUUAAUCCAUUCACUUGUGAUCUUAACACGUGUAGAUGAACUUAAAAGAAAAGGAGCAGCUGAUCGAUUUAUUGUCCGAUGAAAGCCUUCGAUCUAUUUUCAAAACCACGGAUCUAUCCAAGCUCUGGAUAAUGAUGGAAAAGGAAUAUCCACUGUUAUACAAAACAUCUCUGCUGAAAUUGCUGCCAUUCGCAUCUACAUAUUUACCUGUGCGAGACAGCUUUCUUCACAUUGACUGCUAUAAAAACAAAAUAUCGCUCCAGACUUAACGGAGAACCUCAUUUGAGGGUGUCUCUUUAUGAUAAUACAUAUAUCAUCAAGAAUUAAUAUACUGACUGCAAGUGUACAAGCACAUGGUUCACAUUAGUUUGUAAACUUACGUAUAUGUACAUAUUAAAAAAUAAAUAAAAUGUUAAAAUAA